This is a messenger RNA of Phalacrocorax carbo (great cormorant), 6325 nucleotides long. Lineage: Eukaryota; Metazoa; Chordata; Aves; Suliformes; Phalacrocoracidae. The record is from RefSeq and is a predicted model, not a curated record.
AAGCCCUGCCUCGCUCGGGAGCCUCCCCCGCCGCCCGCCUCGCCGCGCAGGUGGAGCGGUGCCGCCGGACGCAGGGACCCACCCGAGCGGGACCCGACCCGACCCGGCCCGCCGAGCCCAGCCCGGCCCGGCUGAGCCACGCCGCGGAAGCAGCCCUGCUCCCUGCCCCGCUCCGCGCCCCGCUCCGGCGGCGCCACAGCGGCAGCAUCGCGGCGGGACUGCCUGGGGAUGCAGCCGCGCUAAGAACAAAAGCCCCUCUCCGCGGUCACGCUCCGGAGCUUUAAAGCGGCCCGGCCCGGCUAAACUUGGAUCUCAGCCCCUCUCCGCCGAGCCGCGGCGGCGCCCGGAUUGAACUCGCGGCGCCUUCCCCGCACGCCGCGGGCAGCGCCUGAGCCCCGGGGGUCCCCCGCCCGCUGCGCGCCAUCCCGCGGGGCUGCCCGGGGAGGGGGCCGCGCCCCGCACCCCCCGGCACGGCACCGCGCCGCCCCGGGGACCCCCGCCGCCUCCCCGCUGCGGGACCUUGGCUUUGCCCUUCGCACGGCAGGUGGCGGGGCCAGCGGAGAAGGAUGCGUUUCUUCCCGUGGGGAUUUUGGCUGCUGUGUGUCGCCUCCGCCCCGGCUCGCGGUGACAGCGGCAGCAAGGCGAGGAGCUGCGCCGAGGUCCGGCAGCUGUAUGGGGCCAAGGGCUUCAGCCUCAGCGGCGUCCCCCAGGCCGAGAUCUCCGGGGAGCACCUGCGAAUCUGCCCACAAGGCUAUACCUGCUGCACCAGUGAGAUGGAGGAGAACUUUGCAAACAAAAGCCGAAGUGAAUUUGAAGCCAUGAUCAAAGAGGCUGGUCGCUCUGUGCAGACAACCCUAACAGCACAGCACAGAAGCUUUGACAGUUAUUUCCAGGAUUUGUUGAACAAGUCAGAAAAGGCCCUUUAUGAUGCUUUUCCAAGCAUGUAUGGAGAAUUGUACACUCAAAACAUGAAGGUCUUCAAAGACUUGUACAGCGAGCUGCGCCGCUAUUACCGGGGCUCCAACAUCAACUUGGAAGAGGCCCUCAAUGAGUUCUGGACACGCUUGCUGGAGCGGCUCUUCAAGCUGAUGAAUCCCCAGUACCAUAUCACAGAUGAGUACCUGGACUGCAUGGUGAAACAUGCGGAGCAGCACAGACCUUUCGGGGAAGUUCCUAGGGACCUGAAGGUGAAGGCAACCCGAGCCUUCAUCGCAGCACGCUCCUACGCACAGGGCUUUCUUGUGGGCAGCGAUGUGGUCAAAAAGGUGUCUCAGGUAUCUCUCAGCCAUGAGUGCACUCGCGCCAUCAUGAAGCUGAUGUACUGCCCGCAUUGCCGGGGCAUGUCCAACGUGAAGCCAUGCAACAACUACUGCCUGAACGUUGUGAAGGGCUGCCUGGCCAACCAAGCGGACCUGAACACUGAGUGGAAGUACCUGAUGGAUUCCCUGGUCAUAGUGGCUGAUCGGAUUGAUGGACCGUACAACGUAGACACUGUAAUAGGGACUAUUCACAUGAGGAUCGCUGAAGCUAUUUCUAACUUGCAAGAAAACAAAGAUUCAAUAACAGCCAAGGUUUUCCAAGGCUGUGGAAAUCCCAAAAUCAGCACAAAAGGCUCCAGCACCGAGGACAAGAAAAGGCGGGGGAAGGUCGUGUUGGAAGCAAAAUCCUCUGCACAAGCACUGGAGAUGCUGGUUUUAGAUGCCAAAGGGAAUCUGACAGCUCUCAAGACUUACUGGAUCACCCUGCCCAGCAGUCUGUGCAGCAAAAAAGUAAUGGCCAGCUCAGCAGUGGACGACAAGUGUUGGAACGGGAUGACCAAGGGCAGUUAUCUGCCUGAAGUGAUGGGGGACGGCUUGGCUAAUCAGAUUAACAACCCAGAGGUGGAGGUGGAUAUCACCAAGCCAGAUAUGACCAUCCGUCAGCAAAUCAUGCAGCUAAAGAUCAUGACAAACCGGCUGGGCAAUGCUAACAUCGGGAAUGACGUGGAUUUCCAAGACGCAAGUGAUGACAUGAGCGGCUCCGGGAGUGGUGACAGCUGUCCUGAUGAUGUCUGUGGCAAAAGACUUUCUAAGAGUCCUAGCACCAGGCAGCCAGAAACACAUGCUAUUCCUAAGCAGUCUGGACACGGCAUCAAUGCAGCCAGCAGCAGAUCUUUGCCUUCUGCCUUCCUCCUCCUCCUUUCGGUGGCUUUCAUUGCCGCGCAGCAGUUGUGGCGGUAACUCACUAGCACAGCCAGGAAAGAGACUGCAGCUGAGGGCUUCACUUUGCCAAAAACCAACCAACCAACCAACGAACCAACCAACAAAAGGACAUAUUUAAUUCACCUUGGCAGAAAAAAAAAAAAAAAGAGGGAGGAGAAAAAGGUUUCAGUUGUUUGCUAUUUCUGGCAGUGCUCGAGCUGUUUUCUUCUUUCUUGGUCUCUUCCCCAAUGCUGGGCCCUUCUUUCCGUACCUCAUUGUUUUACUUUUGUUAUUGCCACAAACUGGCUCUCCGGGCUGAAACAAGCCUUUGCAGAGAGGCCUCCAGGGGGAACCCAGCCGACCUCUCCAAGAGCAGCUCUUUUGCUGCCUCCAGUGGAAUAUGCAAUUGCCCUGAUGUUACCCAGCCGCUGGCCAGAGCACUGCUUAUCAUACUGCUGCCAAAAGCACGACGGUGCCAGGACCAACGCCACUUCGUAAUGUGGAGAGACUGAGAUCGUCAGCGCUGCUCAAGUGCUGCUUUCAGGGCUUUUUCGGGUUUUUCCUCUGUACUUCCUAGGCAGGCAGAGGUGGCCCUUCACAUCCAGCAGCGUAUGUAGGAGUGUGAGCAGGUUUGGUGGGUUGAACUGAAACAGUUUGGCGGUGGCUGUUGGACCCAAAAAACGCAGAACUCCCUUUUUCUUUGGAAAGGUCACAAGUGGGUUUCUUGACUAGAGCUCGUAGCUGACGACAAUUUGAAAUGUAGGUCUCCUACAUCUAAGUGACUGGGAAUGAGUGUUAGGGUUUGGGGUAUUUUUUCUUUGCAUGCUAGUUGGAAAGCCAUUUUUUACCCAAGUAAUAAUGGUCCAAUUUCUACCUGCAGUGCAGUACCGUCAUAGGUAACAGAGAGACGAAAAUAUGCACAGUGGGAUUCUCCACUUGACAGGCAGUUGUGCUGCCUCCUCCUCCUCCGGCCCCAGUCGUGGAUGGGAAUCACUUUUUUUUUUUGUAUUAAAAAAGACCAGAGACAUUUUACUAACAGGAUCAUUGUGACUGGUGUGAGAGCUCACACCAGGCACAUGAGGGAGUGACACCAGGCAGCUGCCUUAGGGCACAGGGGGGCUGGUAGCGAUUAGGCCUGGGCAGUGUCCCUGCCCAGGAGACUAACUCAAGGUAGCAUCUACUGGGGAGGACGUGGGGACAGGACAUGUUUUGUUCAGGAUUUUUUUUUAUGUUGGUGUUUGUUCCUGUUGCAUUGUAGGUUUUUAAGUGAAUCCCUGCUUUCCCUAUCCCUUCCCCAUCCUCCCAUGCACCUUCUCUAACCACUGCAGGGACGGGGUGAGACAGCAGGUCAGACACCCACCUGCAGCUCCAUUUCGGAUCAAGGAAGGGCCAGGCUCACCCUCUGCUGCCCCAUCCCACCACGCAUCAGCCUCUGGGUCACACGGGCAGCUGCCCUAACCCCAAAAUGCUUGCUGGGGUGGACUCGGUGCCAGGUUUUGAGACUGGGGGUGGUCAGUGAAAAAUAUAAAUAUCCUCAUGUAGCUGUAGGAGUGUCUGUGCUUGUAGGGCUGUGUGCUUCGGGGCUUCCAGAGGGCUUCUGUACCUCACAGGUAUGGCAAGCUUUGGCUGGAGAUGUAGGUUUAGCGGAUGUUAUAGGUACAACACAGUCACUGUGACCAUUGGGGCUAAGAACAUGCCCAGGGGUUGGGCUUCAUUCAUAUGGGGUUGGGUUUGAGUUUCAAAUGUGUUUGUACUGUGGGCAAGAGGGAGGGCAGAGGUGUAUCUAUCUCCUACUUUGCUGGUCUGCGCAGCAUGUUUGAGUGUUUCUCCUCUGUCUUGCCAGAGGAGAUGUGUCUUCAGGCUGAGCAAACAUUGUGGGGUUGGGGUUUGGCUGUUUUCUAAGAAAAGGAAAAAAAAAAACAUUUUUAACAUUAGCAGUUUCUAGAAUGUGCAAUUUAAGGGAAAAACGAGAACAUGAGCAAGGUAAUGCUGAAAGCUGGCACAGGCAGGCAUGGAGGGAACUUGUCACCCGUCCUCCCUUGGGCAGGGGUCCCACCAGGCACUGGGAGGCAGCAGCAGCUCCUGCCCACCUUGUCCUGGGGCCAGGUAAUGACGCUCAUGGUUCAUCAAACUAGGCAGAGAUUUCAGGCCAGCUUUGGCUACUCCAAGUCACAGUGACUGAUGUUACGGACUUGGUAUCCUUCCUGCUUUGUACUCGCUGGCUUCUGAUCUAAUUUGGCAGGGUUUCAGAAAUGAAAGCCAAGGUUCUGGACAGGCUAAAGGACAGGCAACACCACUAGACCCAUCAAAACCCAGGAGUGGAUAAAUACAAGUCAUGGUUUUAUAUAGAUUUAUUUACUUAUAUGGCAAGUUCCACAUUUCGCUUUUAUGGCUCUAAAGAGUCCUUGUCUUUUUUUCUUCCUUUUUUACCAGAAUUGCCAAUAUAAAUUCAGCCUUCAAUUACAGAAAUCCCACAACCAAUCCUGCAGAAACUUUACAUCCAAAGCCAGAAAAAAAAUGGGGGGUGGCAUUAGAACAUUGUACCCUCUUCAAAAAACAGUUGGGUUGAAUUGGAAUUUUAACACAUGACUGCCAAGGUCAAUGUUUUGCUUUGCAGAAUGGGAGAUUGAAAGGGAAGUUCUUGUUGUUUCCAUUUCUGUGCAGUUAGUGUUUGCUGUCAGCAUAUUACCCUCAAAAGCUUCUUACGGGUCCCAGGGGAACACACCUUAAAUAGGAAGCCAAGGAUUUACUGAUUGUCCAGUUACUAUUUUAACAUUUUAGUAGCCCAAAUUAUUGGUCCUGUUAUGAUAAUAAACCCAAUAGUCCAAAUUAAUAAGGCAAGGCCUCAAGGACAGAGUAAAAACUGUUAUGCAGGAGAAACCCUUCCUGAUGCCUUCCCCUUUUGGCUGGGGUUGAGCUCACAGUUCAGUGUCCCUCUGGGCCCCAAGGGCACCUGCUCCAGUCCUCCUGGAGCCAAGCUGGGGGUUAGAGCAGCAUCGUCAGCCUCAGGUCUGUGGGAUGGGCAAGGGCAGUGCCAGGGGCUCUUCCCCCUCUCUGCCGGGAGACACAUGAUGUUGGGUGUUGAUGCUUCCUCCCUGCUCGGCCCUGGGGCUGCUGGGUUUAUUUUGUAUACCUUUUCACGUGGUCCACCUAUGCAGCUGCUUUUUUCCAGUUCCCAGUUAUUCAGUUUUUCUGUUCUCUUCGUUGCCCCGAAGUGGUUUCUCCAACCUGCUGCAAUUUGAUGGCCUGGGGCUGCACUUGGCCACACCACCUUGUGCUGGGGAGCCAAAACAGCCAAGUCCCCCCAGGGUAUCUACUCAGUAUCACUCUAAACUAAAGCAAACCUUAGUUACCCAAUGGCUAGACAACCACUGGCACGGCUCAACAAGCUGAAGUCAGCCCAGGUCCAGACAAGCCCCGAGCCUGCGCUCAGGCUGGUUCAGAGCCUGGGACCCUUCAGUGCUUAUAAAUUACAUUUCCUGGGCUACCACCUGCUCGAAAAGGUUGUGACAAACCUCCUCGGCCCCAUGGUGGUCACGGGCUGAGGGCUGCAGCCACGGUGGGGGCUGGCAGCUGCCGUGGUUGGCUAUGUGGAUAGGGAGCUCUGGGGAGCGGGGGGGGGCUGGGGAGGAACAUUUGCUUUGAUGUUACCAAGAUGGUGAUUUGCAGUGUUCUGGUUUGAAAAGGCCUUGUACUUCACAGGGCUGCAGGGGUGGGGGGCGGUGGUGUAGAGAAGACCCCUGUCCCUGGAAAGGGGAGAACCAGAAAUAGUGGAUUUCCAAAUGUCUCUGUCUUUCAGCCUGCUCUUUUGUGCCAUAACAUGUGUUUUAACUAAGGGCAAGGGUCUCAAAAGGCUUUGAGAGCGUAGCUACUCAUCAUUUACAAAUGACAAACUGCCUGUUGUUUUCUGGUGGGCUUGGUAGGGGCUAAGGUAUAGCAAAAAUAUCUAAAGUCCACCUUUGCUUUAAACAGAUGCAUUUCUAUCUGCAGGAGUAAGAAUUAUUUCACUUAUUGGCAUAGUCGGACAGUUAUCUAUUUCUUUCUGUUACCAAGGUACUUGUAACUCUCUUGCACUGUUUAUCUAAAGUUGAAAUAUGUUCUUUGAAUCCUUGUAUAAAUAAAAAGGCUGGAGACUUAAAUCUGUA